Molecule: messenger RNA, 552 nt
Organism: Lactuca saligna
Lineage: Eukaryota; Viridiplantae; Streptophyta; Magnoliopsida; Asterales; Asteraceae
Source: the annotation of a GenBank genome assembly
AUGGAUCGGCAACCAAGUGGGGUAAUGGAUGUGACACCCAACGAGAAAGGAAACGAGAAACCCAAUUGUCUCGGAGUAAAGGUUGCUAGAAGGUGGAAGAUCCAUAGAGGAGAUCCACAGAGGAGAAAGGAUGUGACACCCAAGUGGGGUAAUGAUCCACAGAGGAGAAAGGAUGUGACACCCAAUUGUCUCGGAGAAAAGAAAAGACAAAGAGAUGUAUUCAAUCGGCUCACAACAUCUCUCCCAUUGAAGGAAGAACGUGCUGACCUAAAGAUGAAUCAACCAAAGUACGAAGAAAAAAUCGCAAAGCAAAGAAGCGCCUACUCACAAGAAAGGGCACCAGUUAGGCCCACAACUGAUGGCAAAGCCGUGCCCAGCCAGAGAGCAAUUCGAAAUUCAAAGUACAUUUUGGCCAAUGGAAAAUAUGAACCAAAACCUCAUGGAAUAAAGGAAAUACACACCAGAAGCAUCGAAGCUAGAGGCAGAGUGCCAAUCCUCCCACCACACAAGCUUUCCUAUGGGAGAAAACUAAUAAGUGCCCUGAUGCACUAA